AUGGGAGACAAAGCUCUACCUCAUCCUCAACAUGGAAUGCUGAAUGAUAUUGUGCAAAAUUUUAAAGAUAAGAUUGCGGCAUUAACCAAUCAAUUGCAACCUAUGAUGAAGGCAAUGGCACAACAACGACGACAAGAAGAGACCACUCGCCAACAAGAAGAAACUGCUCGUCAAAUAAACCAACGUGCCCAAGUUAGGGAUCCAUUGGUAAAUCCUGGACCUAACCUUGUUGCACGUGGGAACAUCCAUGGCGGACGUGGCAAUGCCGGGCGUGGUCAAGGAGGUGGACGUGGUAAUGAGGGACAAGAUGGUGACCGAGAAGAAGAAGGUCAAGGAGAGCAAGAAGAAAUUCCAAGGGAACAAAAUGAUGAUGAUGGUAUGGAGCAUGAAGAAGAAUUUAGGCAUGAUCGACAAAGGCAGCCUAGAUUUGAUGAUGACAUGAACACUAUCAAGUAG
Molecule: messenger RNA, 456 nt
Organism: Oldenlandia corymbosa var. corymbosa
Lineage: Eukaryota; Viridiplantae; Streptophyta; Magnoliopsida; Gentianales; Rubiaceae
Source: the annotation of a GenBank genome assembly